AUGGCUGCCAGGACACAUUCAUCUUCUCAACUUGACAUCAUCGUCGUCGGAGCUGGACUUGCAGGUCUGGCUGCUGCAAUAUCAUGCGCUCUUCAUGGACACAAAGUGACCAUAUUAGAAAGCGCCAAGGAGCUCGCUGAGGUUGGAGCUGGCCUACAAAUAACUCCCAAUGCAUCCCGGCUAUUCCAGGCAUGGGGAGUGUAUGAUCGCCUCAAACAGUCCGCCGCAGAGCCCACCGUCCUAUCAGUCCAUCGAUACUCCGACGGAAAGCUCUUGGCAAAGGACGAUCAGUUCAACGUGCACAUGCGUGAAAGAUAUGGCGCGCCGUUCUGGGAUCUGCAUCGUGUAGAUGUGCAACGGGAACUGGCCAGACGCGCAAAUGAACUGGGCGUAGCUGUGAAGCUAGGCACGAGAGUAUCGAAUAUCGACUUUGAUGCACCACGAGUGACCACUGAAUCCGGUGCGGAGUACCAUUGCGACAUGAUUGUUGCUGCGGACGGAUUAUGGUCGAAAUGUAGAGAGUGUCUGCUCAAGAAAAAAGACACGCCCCUGCCAACCGGAGAUCUGGCGUAUCGCAUCCUUCUGCCACUGGACCAGAUAAAGGAUCAGGAUCUUCGAGACAUGGUCUCGAAACCUGCGUGUCGCUUCUGGGUUGGGCCGAAAGCUCACGUUGUUGCGUACUCUAUUCGGGAUGGUACCAUCUAUAACAUUGUGUUGCUAGUCCCGGACGACCUACCAGAACAUGUGUCGAAGCAACAGGGGUCGGUGGAUGAAAUGAUGAAGCUCUUCGACGGCUGGGAUCCCGUUUUGACCAGAUUUCUGAAAUGCGUCACUACUGUGGAUAAGUGGAAGCUGAUGCAUCGGGACGAGAUGGACUCGUGGGUCAAUGCACAGUCAAACUUUGUCAUGAUCGGCGAUUCAUGCCAUCCCAUGCUCCCAUAUCUCGCCCAGGGUGCAAACUCCGCAAUGGAAGACGGCGCCGUCCUCGGGCGCCUCCUCGGCAGCCUAGAGCACCGAUCCGACCUCCCCAAACUCCUCGAGAUCUUCCAACGGCUUCGCAAAUCACGCGGCGAGGCCAUCGUCCGCGAGACAUUCAAGCAACGACGAGACUUCCACAUGGAGAACGGCCCUGAGCAAGAAGCCCGGGACGAGCUGUUCCUGUCCCAGCUCGGGAAGGAGUUGACCGGCGCAUUUCCAAGUCGGUGGACAUGUCCGGAGGUGCAGCCGUGGAUAUACGGCUAUCGUGCCGAGGAAGAAGUCGAUGCUGCGCUUGCGGCGGUCCGGGUCCUAGACCAGUCGGACACAUCAAAGGAGGAAGAGUUGCAGGCGGCAGCGAAAGGGUUCACAACGAUAGAGGCCAUUCGGAGUCACUGA
Molecule: messenger RNA, 1374 nt
Organism: Pseudovirgaria hyperparasitica
Lineage: Eukaryota; Fungi; Ascomycota; Dothideomycetes; Acrospermales; Acrospermaceae
Product: FAD/NAD(P)-binding domain-containing protein
Exons: 3
Coding region: 1-1374 (457 amino acids)
Biological process (GO): secondary metabolite biosynthetic process
Molecular function (GO): monooxygenase activity; FAD binding
Source: RefSeq, a predicted model, not a curated record